CGAGCAGUACACAAGCGGCUCGAAUUGCUUCACUUAAGAUAUUCAAGAAGUGAAGAAAGGGAUUCAAUCGACCAUCCUUCCUGCUCAGACUGUGGGGAGGGAGUCACUCAGUCAUCUGACCGACUGGCACGCCCAUCAUUUUACACAGGGGAGAGGCCUUUCACCUGCUCAGACAGUGGGGAGAGAUUCACUUGGUCAUCUCAACUGAAGGUACAUCAGCAAGUUCGCAUUGGGCAAGUCCAUUCAUCUGUUCUGUGUGUGAGAAGGGAUUCAGUCGGUCUUCCCACCUGUGGACACACCAGUCAGUUCACACUGGGCAGAGGCUGGUCAUCUGCUGAAUUUGUGGGGAAGGGUUCACUCGGUCAUCUGACCUAAUGGCUCACCAGCGAGUUCACACUGGGGAGUGGUCGUCCCCCUGCUCGGACUGUGGGAAAGGAUUCACUAAAUCAUCUAAACUGAAGGUACAUCAGUGUGUUCACACUAGAGAGAGGCCAUUCACCUGCUCGGACUGUGGGAAGGGAUUCACUCGGUCAUCCAACCUACAGAGACACCAGUCAGUUCACACUGGGGAGAGGCCGUUCACUUGCUCAGACUGUGGGAAGACAUUCACUCAGUCAUCCCACCUGCAGAGUCACCAACGUUUUCACACUGGGGAGAAGCUGUUCACCUGCUCAGACUGUGGGAAGACAUUCUCUCAGUCAUCCCACCUACAGAGUCACCAACGUUUUCAUACUGGGGAGAGACCAUUCACCUGCUCAGUCUGUGGAAAGGGAUUCACUCAGUCAUCCUCCCUAUUGGUACACCAGUCAGUUCACACUGGAGAGAGGCCGUUCACCUGCUCAGACUGUGGGAAGGGAUUCACUCAGUCAUCCUCCCUAUUGGCACACCAGUCAGUUCACACUGGGGAGAGGCCGUUUAAAUGCUCAGACUGUGGGAAGGGAUUCACUCGGUCAUCCAACCUUCUGGUACACCAGCGAGUUCACACUGGGGAGAGGCCGUUCACCUGCUCGGACUGUGGGAAGCAAUUCACUCGGUCAUCCACCCUAAUGGCACACCAGUCAGUUCACACUGGGGAGUGGCCAUUCACCUGCUCAGACUGUGGGAAGGGAUUCACUCGAUCAUCUUAUCUACUGACACACCAGUUCGUUCACACUGGGGAGAGGCCGUUUAAAUGCUCAAUCUGUGGAAAGGGAUUCACUCGGUCAUCCGACCUACGGGUACACCAGCGAGUUCACACUGGGGAAAGGCCGUUCACCUGCUCAGUCUGUGGGAAGAGAUUCACUCACACAUCUGACCUACGGGUGCACCAGCGAGUUCACACUGGGGAGAGACCAUUCACCUGCUUGGUCUGUCGGAAGAGAUUCACUCACUCAUCCACCCUACAGAGACACCAACGAGUUCACACUGGGGAGAAGCCAUGCACCUGCUCAGACGGUGGGAAGGGAUUCACUCUGUCAUCCAAACUACUGGCACACCAGUCAGUUCACAAUAGGGAGAGGCCGUUCACCUGCUCAGUCUGUGGAAAGGGAUUCACUCGGUCAUCCACCCUAUUGGAACACCAGUCAGUUCAUACUGGGGAGAGGGAUUUCACCUGCUCGGAUUGUGGGAAGGGAUUCACUCGGUCAUCUGACCUACGGGUACACCAGCGAGUUCACACUGGGGAGAGACGAUUCACCUGCUCAGUCUGUGGGAAGAGAUUCACUCACUCAUCCACCCUACAGAGUCACCAACGAGUUCACACUGGGGAGAAGCCGUUCACAUGCUCAGGCGGUGGGAAGGGAUUCAUUCGGUCAUCCGAACUACUGGCACACCAGUCAGUUCAACCCAGGGAGAGGCCGUUGAAAUGUUCAGACUGUGGGAAGGGAUUCACUCGGUCAUCUGACCUACGGGCACACCAGUCAGUUCACACUGGGGAGAGACCGUUCACCUGCUCAGUCUGUGCGAAGACAUUCAGUCAGUCAUCCAACCGACAGAGUCACCAACGAGUUCACACUGGGGAGAAGCCAUUCACCUGCUGUGAAUGUGGGAAGGGAUUCACUCAGUCAUCUACAUAAACACCAGCGAGUUCACACUGGGGAGAAAGUUUCAAUAAGCUGCUUGUUAUACUUGUGACACUACCGGGUUCACAAUGGGGACAAAGUUUCAAUAAGCUGCAUGCUGGAUAUUUGUCCAUCACCAUUGCUGAAUGCAAUUUCGAGAGUGACUGUCGGUGCUGAACUCUGCAAUUAUUGCUGCUGCUCACAACACCCAGUUCUGCACUCUGGUCACUGGGCAUGGGAGGAGUUUCUUCUGCAGCAUAUUCACCUUUAAUGGGACUGAAGUUUAAUAUUCUGGAUCUGAGACAAAUAAAUCAGUUCUAUUUUAAACUCUGUCUCUGGUACGUAGUGAAUUUAUAACACACCUAGUGUACAGUAGAGAGUCAACUCAGGCCAGCUGGACCCUGCCAGUGAUUCAGUUCCACGACAGUCCUUUUAAAUCCUCCCCUGUUCCCCUAUCACUCUCCCUGUGGGGAUGGGUUCCAAACAGUCACCACUCUGUGGGUGAAGAGGUUUCCCUUGAAUUCUCUGCAGACGGAGCAGGGUCAGAAACCAGAGGCAGGUCUACACAGGGCAGAGUUUGGGGUUCUGGACGAUGGUCGGGGUAAGAACGUAUGAUGAGGAGAAGGGAAUCAGCAGCGGGGCGUGGCAAUGAAUGACAGAGUAACAACAUUUGGAAGCUGAUUGACAGAGAAAAUCUUUCGUUUGACAAUGAACUGUCAAAAACAAACAAUGCCUGUGGUGAGGUGCUCCAUUGGUCGAGGACGUGUGUGUUGGGAAUGGUUUUAUCUAUUGAGGGAGUCUGUUUAUUUAUCCUGUAAUAUUAUAUCCAGAUGAUUAUUAUGGAUUAUCCUAUCUGAAAUAAUGUAUUGAUUAUCAUAUAAUUUGUAAGAUUUUGACUCUAAAACUGGAUCAGGCUUGAAUUUAUGGUGUCUUUAUGAAGUGAUGGAGGGCAUUCAUGAGUUUGUAUUUUAAAGCAAGAUUUUGGUGAAUGAUAUUUGCCACUUGAUUGUACCUUUGUAAGUAAUCAGAUUGAGUUAAACUGCUGCAGGAUCCUGGAAUGUGUUGGAUUGUGUCUGGUUUCUCUUGGCUUUUCUGCACUUACUGCCUUGUUUGUUUGUAUUUUAUGUAUUUUCGAUUUUCUUUUCCUUUUGUUAACCACCUUGUCCUGCAUUUCUUUCUGGGAAGCGGUCUCCAACUCUCAGGUGCUCAAUGCUUCCCUGUCACCAUCUUAUCUGCUCAGAUCAUUGGGAUGUCUUCCAUGGAGGGUCAUACUCAUUCCACUGGUUAAUAUUUUCUUCUCUACAGAUCGGUUUUUCACAAUCCUCCCCUGGAAACUACAUGAUUUGGUAGGCUAUUUUUCAGGUCUAGGAAUGCUCAAAAUUUUUUCCUAUAUAAAUGAAUGGUAAUUGCUUCUUCUCGUUACGCCAUUUAGGCUUAUGAAAGGUUUCAUAGGAACGCUUUACUUCCGUAAAGGGGCGGGGGGGGGCACCUGUACACACAUGGAGUGCCUAAUCCUGUUCAUUUUUGAUGAAAAUAUAUACUUAGAAGUUUUAUCUGACUGUUGUGAUUUUUUUUCACGUGUAUUAUUUCUCUUCCUCCUUCUGUCCAAGGUAGUGUUAAUCUAAGUGGGUUUGAGUGCAAAUAGUCUGUUCUUAUUUAUCUUUGUAAAUUUUACUGAUUGAAAUGUGACCAAGAUAUUUUCAUUAAAAAAAGUCAAUAUUGGUAUUGAUGGAAGUGUUUAUUGCCUUUUUAUAUUUGUUAACUAUUGAGCUCU
Molecule: messenger RNA, 3813 nt
Organism: Mobula hypostoma (lesser devil ray)
Lineage: Eukaryota; Metazoa; Chordata; Chondrichthyes; Myliobatiformes; Myliobatidae
Product: zinc finger protein 585A-like
Exons: 2
Coding region: 375-2054 (559 amino acids)
Source: RefSeq, a predicted model, not a curated record